Carcharodon carcharias (great white shark) is the source of this 4898-nucleotide messenger RNA. RefSeq lists its product as uncharacterized. The coding region runs from base 129 to 4142 and encodes 1337 amino acids. The transcript has 14 exons. Lineage: Eukaryota; Metazoa; Chordata; Chondrichthyes; Lamniformes; Lamnidae. The record is from RefSeq and is a predicted model, not a curated record. Gene Ontology annotation, cellular component: microtubule minus-end. Gene Ontology annotation, molecular function: microtubule minus-end binding; calmodulin binding. Gene Ontology annotation, biological process: cytoplasmic microtubule organization; negative regulation of microtubule depolymerization.
CAGAAGUUCUGGCCAAACUUUUUUUCCUGUGCUGGAAUGAGAGUGGGAGAGGGAGAGGGAAGAGGAAGAGGAACAGGAACAGCAACAGGCAGAGGGAGCUGAGGCUGGAGGAGCCUGAGGUCCAGGGGAUGGAGGUGACCAGCUCUGUCAAAGUGGACCCCACUUCCCAGGGGAACCCAGCGGACCUUAGAGCUUCCCUGGGCUGGCUGCACUCCAAGGUGUUGGGUACAGAUGUCCCGGACGAUCUGGAACACAUGUUUCUGAGCAAUGGCACCAUUAGCCCAGCUGUUCUGGACUGGCUUUUAUCUGGUGUGCCCUACUGCAUGCUGCUCACCAUCGAUCACACAACCACUGAUCAACCAAAACGCAGGCAGGAGCGCGUCAUCGAAUCCCUGCUAUCCAAGGGAGUGAAUCUGUCCGAUAGCAUCACAGUCGAGAGUCUUGUUCACUCUCCAAUCAUCCUGGCAGUGCACCAAACUCUAAUAGACUGUCUGAUGGCUGUCUGGGCUGCUGGUUUGCUCGGCGCGGACAAGGUCACGCGUUCAAUCCCACAGCUCCCCGCAGUCGAUGAGGACCUCCAGGAUAAUCUGGAGUUGGCCGUACUCUCCUGGAUCAAACUGAACGGUGUGAGGGACCCUGUAUCGGAUGUUUACCAAGUGGACGAUGGGCUUCGGAGAUUAACCCAGACGGUUAAUGUUGGCUCGUUGUUUCGGCUCAUUCACCAUUACUGCCCUCACCUCCGGCACCAAGUUGAAUUCGGGAUAGGAAGUUGUCCGGAAAGUCGGAUUGAAUUCUUGCUGAAUUUCAUCCGGGAUCAUCUCCAUCUCCAGUGCUUUCUGUCUGUACAGGAUUUUCUGUGUCUUCCUGAACUAGUGAAGCCUGGAUUGAUGGUGUUUUUAGUGGAAUUAUUCUGGAACCUGGAAUCUGGGAAUGUUCCCUGUCAGCGAGAGGGAUUGAACCAAGGCAAGAGAGAGGAUACCCUAUCGAAGGCUUUGUGUGUGUCUGAACCCCCUCGAUCUCGGAGCCCACUCAUUGCUUGGUCUUCGAAGGCUGGCCCAGCUCAGUGCAGUGUCGGUGAGGGUCACAUUCAGCCAGAGACAGUGCGAGGUGCCAAGGAUCCUGGACUGGAGGAGACGCUGGUGGUGGACUGGCUGGAUCUGCGCAGCCUGAUGGAGGUCCCUGCCAGACUGAGAGACUCCAAACAGGCCCAUCAGUCAAGGAAGAGACUGCGUAACAGUUACAUCGUCUGUGAGAGGCCUCACACGCUGGAGAGCGCCCAAGCAAGUGGCCUGCCCAUUGUGGGCUGUGAUUGGCAGGCGCUGGGUCAGACCAGCAGAGGGCACCAUACACUGAGUGUAACAGGAAGCCUGGACACUGCAGAGGGGGCACAGCAAGAUCCCAAACUGCCAGGCACAUCUGGGCAGGGGGCACAGCAAGAUCCCAAACUGCCAGGCACAUCUGGGCAGGGGGCACAGCAAGAUCCCAAACUGCCAGGCACAUCUGGGCAGGGGGCACAGCAAGAUCCCAAACUGCCAGGCACAUCUGGGCAGGGGGCACAGCAAGAUCCCAAACAGCUAGGCACAUCUGCACAGGGGGCACAGGAAGAUCCCGAACCGCUAGGCACAUCUGGCCAAGGGGCACAGGAAGAUCCCGAACCGCUAGGCACAUCUGGCCAAGGGGCACAGGAAGAUCCCGAACUGCUAGGCACAUCUGCACAGGGGGCACAGGAAGAUCCCGAGGCUCUAGGCACAUGUGGGCAGUGGGCACAGGAAGAUCCCGAGGUUCUACGCACAUCUGGGCAGGGGGCACAGGAAGAUCCCAAGGCUCUAGGCACAUCUGGGCAGGGGGCACAGGAAGAUCCCGAGGCACUAAGCACAUCUGGCCAAGGGGCACAGGAAGAUCCCGAACUGCUAGGCACAUCUGGCCAAGGGGCACAGGAAGAUCCCGAACCGCUAGGCACAUCUGGCCAGGGGGCACAGGAAGAUCCCGAACCGCUAGGCACGUCUGGCCAGGGGGCACAGGAAGAUCCCGAACCGCUAGGCACGUCUGGGCAAGGGGCACAGGAAGAUCCCGAGCUGCCAGGCACAUCUGGGCAGGGGGCACAGGAAGAACCCGAGGCUCUAGGCACAUCUGGGCAGGGGGCACAGGAAGAUCCCGAGGCUCUAGGCACAUCUGGGCAGGGGGCACAGGAAGAGCCCGAGGCUCUAGGCACAUCUGGGCAGGGGGCACAGGAAGAUCCCGAGGCUCUAGGCACAUCUGGGCAGGGGGCACAGGAAGAGCCCGAGGCUCUAGGCACAUCUGGGCAGGGGGCACAGGAAGAGCCCGAGGCUCUAGGCACAUCUGGGCAGGGGGCACAGGAAGAUCCCGAACCGCCAAGCACAUCUGGGCAGGGGGCACAGGAAGAUCCCGAGGCGCCAGGCACAUCUGGGCAGGGGGCACAGGAAGAGCCCGAGGCGCCAGGCACAUCUGGGCAGGGGGCACAGGAAGAUCCCGAUUGGCUGGUGGGGUCCGGCCAGGGGAGAGUGAUCAGCCGCCGGUUCACGUACAUCAUAAAAACCCGGGGCACUGAGGCCAAGAGAGGGCUGGCCCCUGUGGGGGCUGCGCCAGGCAGCGAGGGCGAGGUGCCCCCCUGCCCCUCCCCCUCCCCCUCCCCCGCCGGCGUCCGGAUGACCAGCUUCGCCGAGCGCAGGCAGCUGAAGGGCGGGGGCCGCUCCGGGCCCGCCCUGGGGACAGCACCGGCGGCGUCGGCACAGCAAGAUCCCGCGGGGCCCGGGACUGAGAGGCUGCGGCUGCGCAGGGUGUUGGAGGAGAAGCGGGGACAGAUCCAGGCCCAGAUCAGGGCGCUGGAGGCUCUCGGCUGCCGCCGCUGGCAGAAGCUGGGCCGGAGGGCCUUCCGGGGUCUGAUGGGGGGCAGAGAGUUGGCGCUGGAGGGCCAGGAGGAGGGGGGCGGACCCCACGGCCGAGGGACCGGCCGGCGCGAGGGCAGCGGGUACCACCCCCCGGUGGGGGGGUCCGGCAAGAGCCUGAGCCCCGUCCGAGGCGAACCGCACCGUCUGUCCAUCCAGGAGGGGCUUCUCCCUGUCCGGGGGACGGGGCCGGAGUCCGGGUUCCUGCCGGACGUCCAGGACCCGGCGGCUGGGAGGCUGCCGGGUGCAGCAGGAGGACCCAGCAGCGUGAGCGAGUCCCACGGCGGCUGCCUGUUAAACCGACUCGGCGCAGGGGAACCGACAGGCGCGGGUCAGGACACGGGUCCCCAGGAGUCCGGCGGGAGCACAGCCGACGAUGGGAACGCCGGAGAGUGGAAUCUUCCAGAAGGCGAUGGUCGAGCGGCGGAGAACUCUCAGGCGGAGGUGUUGGCGAGGAGACGGAGUCAGUUCCUUCAGAGACAGCGCCAGCGAGCUGAGCAGGUUAAACUGCGGCACCAGCAGAAGACAGCAGCGAGGCAGGGCCAGCAGGAGGACCGGAGGAGGGUGAUCAAGGGCCGAGGACAGGGAGUGGACACGAGUCCGGAAUUGGGUGCUGCUCCCUCGAAACACUCGGACGCCAGGAGCAAACGCUGGAUCGGUGAGCGGGUGUCCAGUGCUGGAGUGUUGGAUCUUCAGGAUGGGGAAGUGGAGCAGUCUGAGAUUCUGGGAGUGACAGACCUCACGAGCAACAGGAGAACACCAACAGAGAAUAACUGGGAGAGGCAUCUUACCUCUGCACCGCCUCCUGCUGAACAGACAGGUCUGAAGUUGUUCAGGAAGCCAAGCGCCAAGUCCAAUAGACUGAUCCUCCACAACGCUUUGACUUACUGUUGCCUGGCAGGGAAAGCGAACGAGUCUCAGCGGGGCCAGGUGAUUGAGGAGUUGAUGAAGUGUCCGCAGAAUCAGUGUCUGAUCCUGUUCCGGGAUCAUCAGUGUCAGUUCCGAGCCCUCUACUCCUAUUUGGCAGAGACCGAGGAGAUCCACAGACUGUGGGGAAUGGGUCCCAGAGCGGUCACCAAGGAGAUGAUCAACACCCUGUACAAGUACAACUCUGACCGCAAGCUGUUCCACAUCAUCCCAUCCAAGACCCUGUCCGCCAGUGUCGACGCUCUGACCAUCCACGGACAUUUGUGGCAGAGCAGGAGGACGAGCACCCAGGGCUGUGCACACAGAUGAGGGAGGCUGGUCUGAACCCCCGAGACGCCAGCGUCACCAUCCCGCUACCCUACUGGCUCACAGACCCGGAAUACCACUACCAAAUCCCGGAGGCUGAGUUCCCCCAAAGGCUUCUGUCCAAAACUGUGUCCCGAAUUGGAAUCCACGAUCCUAACCUGUAAAGUUACUCUCCUGGCUGGGUUUGGGCUUGUCAGAACCGAGGCCUGUUUUAAGCGAUUAUUUUUAAGUUAUUUUUAAAAUGACAAACCUUGCAGUCACCCCCUCCUGGAUGGUGACUCCUGGAUUUGUUCUGAAUGAGGAUUUGACGAUCCUGCUUUGUCUUAUCUCUCCACGUAGGGCCCUGUCUGAUUUGUAUACUAAACUUAAAAAAAAAUCUUACCACUGAGGGUGAGCGAUGAGGAGAAUGAAGUUCCAGGAAAUAUCUGAAGCUUUUGAUGAUCCAGACAGAGCUGAGAUCUCACCCAGCUAAAUGUGCAAUGCAACAGGGAAAAGUAUUUAUUAAUAAGUGAAACUGUCCGGGAACCUCCUGAACUUUUAUGCACUGUGUACUGCACUCAUUUGCACAUUCUGUUGGAUUAUGUGUUAGUUCUGGGCCCACCCUAUCGGUAGGUGACGGUGGAUUAGGGAUUGCUGUCUGCACACGACUGCUAAUUGUAGCUUGUAGACUAACUGGUCCCUUCAGGGAUGUAUCUGUCUCUGAAAUGCUUCUUUUAAGAUUCAGAUCUGAAUAUUUAAUAAAGAGUACCUUGAACAAAA